This is a messenger RNA of Panicum hallii, 801 nucleotides long. RefSeq lists its product as uncharacterized. The coding region runs from base 388 to 600 and encodes 70 amino acids. The record is from RefSeq and is a predicted model, not a curated record. NCBI's taxonomy places the organism in Eukaryota, Viridiplantae, Streptophyta, Magnoliopsida, Poales, Poaceae. The transcript has a single exon.
AGGAGCGGGGCAGGCGAGACGAGGACAUGAGGCGAGACGCGACGGCGACGUGCCAACUCCCCCCCGCCCGCGCGCAGAAAGCGUGGGCAUGAUUGGUGGCAGGCAGGCGCCGCUGCUCCUGCUUCUACUUGAAAGUGCCCAGACAGUUCAUAUCCCAGCGUCACUCACCAGCACCACGAGCAAACCAAAUCAACGCCGGUUUGGUUUGGUUUUGGUUGGGGUCGGCGGUCGGCCGGGCUCGAAGCUCUCUCGCUCCUCGGCUUGCUUUUAUACGAGAGGGAGCAGCUCUCCCUUCUCCCCUGCAAUCUGCUGACUGCUGAAAGAGAGUUUGAGAGGGAGACCAGGGAGGAAGAAGAAGAGCAAGAAUAGAGUGAGGGUUGGUUGGAGAUGUCGGACUGGGGGCCGGUGGUGGUGGCGGUGGUGCUGUUCGUGCUGCUCUCGCCGGGGCUGCUGCUGCAGCUGCCGGCCAAGGGCGGCCGCUUCGUCGAGUUCGGCAACUUCCAGACCAGCGGCGCCUCCAUCUUCGUCCACGCCAUCAUCUUCUUCGCCCUCACCGCCGUCUUCCUCAUCGCCAUCGGGGUCCACAUCACCACCGACUAGCUGCCCCCAGCCGGGAUGUCAUGGCACUACAACUACUACCGGCCUAGUGAGGACCAGUUUGUACGAUACGACAGCCUUAUGUGAAUCAGUAUUUGCAAAUUGUAAUUGUACUGUACCCCUCUUGCUAGCAGUCAAGCCCUUUUUAUAUGCACAGAUUGUAAUCUUAUCAGAGUGAAUCCAAUAUGUACACUAGCCACUGAA